GCAUUUGUGAAUCCAGGAUUUGACUAAACCUCGGGGGAAAUCUAAAUGUGUUUAAAAACACAGUGCAGAGUGAUACGCUUUUAUUCUGAAGCUCCAGUUCCUUUGACAGUGGUCAGUCACGUGACCCUCAUGUUCACCGUCCAAAACAAAUGCACCAAACAUAAAUAUCAAAACUUGGUCAUUUUUAACAUGACAACAUACUAAAUAGGAUUCAUAACCUGAAACCUGACCACUGAGUCUGUUUGUAUCAAGGACUUUAGUUACUUUUGUGAAACUAUUUAUCUUUUACAUACAGCAGAAAGAAAGAAAUGCGUCUGUAAAUACAGAGACUAAAAAAACACAUUUAGAGUUUUCCCCGUAGGUGACUAUAGUAAAUAUUUUUGUAUUUAGUGUAUAAUAUGAUACAUGUAGCGCAUUAGGUGUUGCUCGUAAAGACAAAAGAAUCAUUAGCUAAAUUUUCAUCUCUUGGCUCAUGGUUCAGCUUCCUGCCUACAAAUUUGUUUAUUCCUCCUAUUGUCACGUUUGGCCUCUGUAUGAACAGCACCUCUAUCUAACCUAAGCUAAACGCUGUGCACUCCCUGCAGUUAGUGACUAGCGGAUGAUCACAGUGGAGCGUUGUUUUCCUGAAGACGGUGGUGGAGACCAAAAACAGAGCUGAAAAGGGAAAGACUGACCGAUAAUACCGGCGCAUGUGAGAUUUCAAGAUGCUUUUGGUGACACAGCCCCGGUGUUGACCUUGUCAGCCACCACCUUCUCAUUUCCACCCUAACCCCCGAGGCGACUCCUCUAAGCUGACUGGAGACCAGGGACAUACAGAGAGACAGUUCUCCCAGCAGAGAAGCUUUAAACGCGUGUUUGAAGAGCUUUAAUGUCUCCCAACAGAGCUAAAUGUAAUGUUCCAUGUAUAAUGGAGUAAAUCAGUGAUGUGUGUAGUAGAUGACUGACUUCCUCUGUAUGACUCUGGCUGUGUGUGUUUUAGCCUGGGGAUCAUGCCACUGUCUGUUAGAGUAAAGCACCGAUGCAAAGAAAUCUAUUACAGAUGGAUCUAUAUCGAACAUAUUAUAAUAUUUAUCCCUGCUCUAACUGCCUAUUUUGGUACAAAAAAAUAAAAGUCUUUAUUGAGAUUCACUGAAAUCCUUGUGAUGGAUAUUUAUUUUCAUUAUAUGUUGAAAUGAUAUGAAUAAUGUAAAUAAUCUACCACAGACUGCAGGUUCGUAAUAGUCUCCGUAAGGUUUCCUUCAGCUGUAUCACGAGUGAAUGCUAAAAUAAUAAUAUUAUUUCUUGGGUAAAAGCAUUUUAAAAAUUUAUACCAGAGAAAUAUGUUCAGUUAUGAACCAAAUCUAAAAUAUGCAUCUGUGUCUUGGAAAGUUGUUAGAUUUGAUGGGAGGAAAAAGGGAAGUCAAAGCUGGAUGCCUGGAUUUUACAGAUCCCAACAAUAUGCACAUCUGCCACAUCUGUAUCUCAGAUGAACUCGGCCAAAGAGACAUAUUAAGGAACAGAUGUCAGCUUCUAGCAUGUUGCUAUUAUAGCAACUACUGUGGCCACCAGGUUUCAUUUCCCAUCUUUGCUUUCCACAUUAGCACAUACUGUAUUAACACCACGAGGCUGAUGGGAAUGUCGUUAUGAGAAAGGCCACUAAUGUGAUAAUUGUUUAAAUCUGUCAGUUUAGAUAGUUGUCAUCAAACCUCCUCCUAUUUCUAAUGCAGGGGAGCAUUAGAAAUAGCAAUAGAAAUAGAGAGCAAGAGAGGAGCAGCAUCAGAGCAGCUCAGUAGCUUCGCUUACAUUGCCCAGUGGCUUCAUCACUGAUAUUGUUGUAUAUCCUGUGCUCCCGUUUAUCGCUGCUGCGUUGGUUCAUGAGUCACUGUGCAGCCGAAGAAUGAGCAGGUCGUUUUUCAGAACAGGUGGAUAAAACAACACACAUAAAUCAAUUCAGAUUAACGAUUAAUAAAAUUAUGCUUUAAAAAACACAGAAACUGAUAAAAAUGGAAGAAAAGAUAAGAUUAAACACAUCUAAAUCUUGUUUGAUUUGAAAUAACACAUUUGUAACAAAUUUCAUUCAACAAAUCAUGAUACUGUAUCUCUGACAUCAGUGACGUCUACACAUAAUCCACAGAAGAAUCAGCCUUUACCUCAAGAUGUCAAAGUCCAAAGUUCACAUAAUCAUUUUCCUUGACUUCAUCCGGUGCUUUAGGUUUAAAUGGCCAUAAUCUGGUAAUUAGUGGUCAAUUUCCUGCAGGAGAUUAUUGUCAGGGCCCACGGGAGUAUAAAUGCUGGGACAAAUAAAAGUUGGUACGUGAUCUGCUUCAUUACGUUAAGUUACUGCUUCAGCGUGAAAGAAAAGUCAAGGCUGUUUCUAAUAGCGUCAGGCCUGACAGCAGCUUCUCUGCCGCCGCUCCUCUAAACGAACUGGGAGGAGAAAAUAGCACCGUGCCGACACCUCGGCCCGCUGACACCUCCGUGUCACCACUUUAUGACUAAAUGUGAACGUUACAGCAGCAUAGUAUUCAUUUUCAUCUGCAUCAUCUACAUUUUAAUUUAGCCUCAUGAAUACGUUAAGCAUUGCAGAUAUGUUUAAAUAUGUUUACAUCCACGUGAAUGAUGCUUGAUGUUGCAGUUCAUGUGUGAUUGCGUUGUUCAUCUACCACCAAUGUAUGAAUCUGAACACCGAGGAACAGAUUUUAUAACAAAGCUGCCUUCCUUCCUGCCUUUCACCAAAAGUCAGCAGGAAUCCUCUAUGACUGUAAUAAACCAUGCUCAUGUCCUGUAGCUUCCAGCUUCUGAGUUACAGUUUGUUGAUGCUGUCAGAAUCCAGUUAAUGUCCAGAUAUGUCAGCGAUUGGAUCUUCUUUCUCCUCUUCAUUUGACUUGUCUAAGAACGGGUACAGUCUCUGAAGAGUUUGCCUUCAGUAUCACAAAGUCAUGAAUCAGAACUACUUCAUCAUCUUGCUUAUGAGGUGGAAGUUAGUAGCGAGAGCAGGUAAACUGGCUGUGUCUGUGUUGUUCAUAUUCGCACACAGCAGUCUCCCUGUGUUGGCCUGAUUCCUCUUUUUUUCCUGCCCAGCGAUGGAAAAGCACCACACUAGUGGAGAGGAGGGACAGAAGAACAGAGGUGGGGUCCUGACUGUGAAAGGCCUCUCUGUCCUGGGUUGGCCUGCAGCCAGGCAGCGGUAGCAAGGACGUGUCAGACCAGGUACACCAGAAAGUCGCACUUCAGCAACUCUGCAGCGACCUUCAAAAAACGUGCCUUUAGAGUCGUGUGAUUCCUGAAAGACGUUCGCCGGAUGAGUUGUAAACUGCGUCCGUCUUGAGAUAGGCUAGAGCUGGACUUUGACUCUGGGCCCAUUAUAUAAAGCAGAGAGGAGGGAAAGGCUGAUUUCAACAGAGCGAGGAAGAAAGCACGAGGUCACGACCAUGUGGAGGACAGUAGGAUGUCUCCUGCUUUUACUGCACGCUGUGACUGGCCAGAGUAGCAUCAGGUGGUGCACCAUCUCAGACCCAGAGCAGACCAAAUGUGAGGCCAUGUCGCAGGCCUUUUCUAAAGCCUCCGUCCAUCCGUUACUCAGCUGCGUCAGAGGACAGACGGUGAAGGACUGCGUGCUGAAGCUGGAGAAAAAAGAGGCUGAUGCUUUGUCCAUGUUUUCCAAUGAAAUCUACAACCUGCAGAAGAACUCUGUCUUUAAAAUGGCCGCCAGCGAAUCGAAGGACGACCGUACUGGUACCAGCUACUAUGCGGUUGCUGUGGUGAAGAAAGAAAACCCUGCCAUCAACAUCAACAACCUGGCCGGAAAACGGAGCUGCCACACGGGCAAAGGGCGCACGGCCGGGUGGAACAUGCCGGUGGGAUACCUCCUGGACCAGGGCUACAUGUCUGCCAUGGGCUGCAGGAUCUCACAGGGCGUGGCAGACUUCUUCAAUGCCAGCUGUGUCCCGGGGGCAAACCCUGCAGACGGUGACCCCGCAUCUCUGUGUGAGCUGUGCAAAGGCGACGCCGGCGGACAGCACAAGUGCGAGAUGAGCUCUGCGGAGCAGUACUUCAGCUACGAAGGAGCCUUCAGGUGCAUGGCUGAAGGUGCGGGAGACGUGGCCUUCAUCAAACACACCACUGUGCAGGAGAACACUGAUGGUCAUGGGCCAAGUUGGGCUCAGGGACUGGUGUCGACCAACUACGAGCUUCUGUGUCGUGACGGAACCAGAGCUCCCGUCCGCGCGUGGAGAACCUGCCACCUGGUCCGUGUCCCAUCCCGGGGCGUGGUGGUGGGCAGCCACAUCACUCCCACUGUGGUGUACGACAUGUUGCUCAAGGGGCUGGAGACGUCGAACUUCAACAUGUUUUCAUCUGCUGAAUACGGAGGAGGAACUCUGCUCUUCUCCGAGUCCUCCACCAUGUUUCAGGGGGUGGAGUCUGACCUCCCUCAGAAGUGGUUGGGACGACUGUACUAUAACGCUCUCCGUGCAAUGGACUGUGAAGCAGAAGAUGUGCUGAGGUGGUGUGUGCUGACGAGCGGCGAGCAGCAGAAGUGUGCUGACAUGGCUGCAGCUUUUCAAAAUAAAGCUCUGACUCCAAGCGUCAAAUGUGUCUACGGGGACUCGUUGACUGACUGCUUGACCAAAAUCAAGAACAAGGAGAUUGAUGCCAUCACUCUUGAUGGAGGUUACAUCUACACAGCAGGCAAAGACUUCGGCCUGGUACCCGCUACUGGCGAGAGCUACACAGAUGACCGUGACGGCUCCAUAUACUAUGCGGUCGCUGUGGUGAAAAAGAGCAGCAUUGACAUCCGUAACCUUGACGACCUGCGCGGACGUCGCUCCUGUCACACGGGAUACGGCCGCACAGCCGGCUGGAACGUUCCCGUGGCAACGCUGAUGGAGAGAGGCCUGAUCAACCCUCGGCACUGUCAGAUACCCCAAGCGGUAGGGGAGUUUUUCCAGAAGAGCUGUGUACCAGGCGCCAACCAGCCCGGCCUCCCCAGCAGCCUGUGUGGUUUGUGUGUUGGAGACAGCUCACGGCAGAACAAGUGCGAGAAGGGAAAAGAUCUGUACGAUGGAUAUGACGGUGCCUUCAGGUGUCUGGCAAGAGGAGAUGGAGACGUGGCCUUCAUCAAACAUUCUACUGUCUUCCAAAACACCGACGGCAACUCUGAUGAAUCCUGGACACUAGACCUCCACUCUGAAGACUUCCAGCUGCUCUGUUCCCACGGCACCAAAGCAGAGGUCACGCAGUACCGAUACUGUAACCUGGCCCGAGUUCCUUCGCAUGCUGUGAUGGUGCGGCCCGACACCAACAUCCACGCUGUCUACGGACUCCUGGACAACGCCCAGAAAUAUUUUGGCAGCGAUACCGGUCCUGGAUUCAGGAUGUUCGACUCACACGGCUACAACGGAUCAGACCUCAUAUUUAAAGACUCCACCGUUCGCCUCAUCGGCGUUGGCAACAAGAAGACCUACGAGGAGUGGCUGGGACAGGGCUACAUGGAGUCACUCAUUGACAUGGAGUGUAAUUCUUCAAUCGCAGUGACGUCCUCUGCAUGGAUGCUGCUAAUGACCCUGCUGAGCUUUAUGCUGACCAGCUGUUGGAUGUAAAGGCACUGAAACAGAUGUCCAGCCUCUGCUCCUUCUCCUCUCUCUCCAAUUGACACUCUAAUCUGACUUUCAUCAGCUGAUUUCGGUUUCCCUUCUUUUCUGGAGAUCCCUCCUUCUGUUCCUAAAUGUCCAUUUUUAUCCUAACCCGUCGCCACUUCUUCUCCGACUGGAGAACGUCGACAUACUGUAGAGACGAUGACAUGUUGGAACUGAUUAGAUAUGUUCUUGAUGACUGAAAGGCUGAGUCAAACACGGUGAGAGCGAGGUGUUGCUGCCACUUGCGUAGUUUACUGAAGGUGAGCUGUCGUAUCAGUGUGUACGCCGCUGCCUGUUACAUUGGUGGAACCGGUCGUUGGUAAGAUGUCUGCUGACUGAUAAUGACAAAGCCCUGAAGCAGUUCAAUUUAUGCAAUAACAUGUAUCUAAAUUAUUCACGUUUCAUCUGAUCUGAAAUCAGCUUUACUCUUCUCUGACCCCAACACGUCACUCUCCUUAGACGCCAAACAUGACAUGUGCUGGCUGGGUCUGCAUGCUGUUUCCUGUUCUGUCACUGGUAAUUCAUUGUGUGUUCCUAUGUUGAGAGAUUUAUUUUUAUAUGAAGUUCAGGUGCCAUAUCAGUGUAUAUGUACUGACUCAUGCUGUCAGAAACAAAUGUCUUCUCUGCCGCUUGAUAAAGAGUGAAAUUGUGUAACAUGUAACUGAGAUUUAGGUGCCAGGCCAGUGUGUCUGCAUGAGUAUUUGCUACAUAAAGCUGUUGAUUUGGCUGUUUUCUGUGUUUUUUCAAAUGAAAUAAAGACAAAUGCUGCAAA
Messenger RNA from Betta splendens (Siamese fighting fish), 6387 nucleotides. RefSeq names its product melanotransferrin (gene meltf). Lineage: Eukaryota; Metazoa; Chordata; Actinopteri; Anabantiformes; Osphronemidae. Gene Ontology annotation, cellular component: plasma membrane; early endosome; recycling endosome. The transcript has 16 exons. The record is from RefSeq and is a predicted model, not a curated record. Bases 3411 to 5579 code for a protein of 722 amino acids. Gene Ontology annotation, biological process: iron ion transport.